Messenger RNA from Metarhizium robertsii ARSEF 23, 1437 nucleotides. Its product is annotated as beta-glucosidase A. Lineage: Eukaryota; Fungi; Ascomycota; Sordariomycetes; Hypocreales; Clavicipitaceae. The coding region runs from base 1 to 1437 and encodes 478 amino acids. Gene Ontology annotation, molecular function: beta-glucosidase activity. The record is from RefSeq and is a predicted model, not a curated record. The transcript has 2 exons. Gene Ontology annotation, biological process: carbohydrate metabolic process.
AUGUCCCUUCCAAGCGACUUUCUCUGGGGAUUCGCAACAGCCGCCUAUCAAAUCGAAGGCGCCGUCGAACAAGACGGUCGAGCCCCCACCAUCUGGGACACCUUCUGCAACAGGCCCGGCAAAAUCGCCGACGGCUCCUCGGGCACCACGGCGUGCGACUCGUACAAUCGCACAGCAGACGAUAUUGCCCUCCUCAAGUCCCUGGGCGCGACGGCCUACCGCUUCUCCUUGUCAUGGACACGCAUCAUACCGCUGGGGGGCCGGAACGACCCCGUCAAUCAGCCCGGUCUGGACCACUACGUCAAGUUUGUACAUGACUUGCUCGCUGCCGGCAUCACGCCAUUCGUCACCUUGCUUCACUGGGAUGUGCCCGAUGAGCUGGACAAGCGGUACGGUGGGCUGCUGGACAAGACCGAGUUUGGUCUCGAUUUCGAGCACUACGCGCGGGUGUGUUUCCGGGCCAUGCCUGAGGUGAAGCACUGGGCGACUUUUAAUGAGCCGUGGUGCUCGGCCGUCUUGGGAUACAACGUCGGCCAGUUUGCCCCAGGAAGGACGUCGGACCGGACCAAGUCUUCCGAGGGCGACGGCACCACAGAGCCCUGGAUUGCUGCGCACACGUUGCUCGUUGCGCAUGGCCGCGCCGUCAAGUCGUAUCGGGAUGAGUUCAAGGCUGCCGCCCAGGGCGAAAUCGGCAUCGUGUUGAACGGUGACGCCGUCUUCCCCUGGGACCCCGCCGACCCGAGGGACGUGGAGGCGUGCGAGCGCAAGAUAGAAUUCGCCAUCUCGUGGUUCGCAGACCCCAUCUACAAGGGCGACUACCCAGAGUCCAUGAAGCGCCAGCUCGGCAGCCGCCUGCCCACCUUCACGCUCGAAGAAGCUGCCCUCGUCCACGGCUCAAACGACUUCUACGGCAUGAACCACUACACGGCCAACUACGUCAAGAACCGCCCCGGAACGCCCGACCCAGAGGACGUGGGCGGCCACAUCGACCUCUUGUUCUACAACAAGAGGGGCUUCUGCAUCGGCGAAGAGACGCAGUCGCCGUGGCUGCGGCCCUGCGCCGCCGGAUUCCGCGACCUGAUGGUCUGGAUCAGCAAGCGCUACAACUACCCCAAGAUUUACAUCACCGAGAACGGGACCAGUAUCAAGGGCGAGAACGAUUUGCCCAUGGAGAAGAUUCUAGACGAUGACUUUCGCGUGCGCUAUUACGACGAUUACGUGAGGGCCAUGGCGACGGCCGUGUCGCUGGACGGCGUCGAUGUGCGGGGGUAUUUUGCCUGGUCGUUGAUGGAUAAUUUUGAAUGGGCCGAGGGCUAUGAGACGCGGUUUGGCGUGUGCUAUGUCGACUAUGACAAUGGCCAGAAGAGGUUUCCCAAGAAGAGCGCGCGCUUCUUGGGGCCGUUGUUUGACAAGUUGAUACGGAAGGAGGGGCAGUAG